AUGCCAUGUUCAGGAAGAAACCCUAACUCAGCAAAUGCAUGGAAGCUCACCGGCUCCCCCUCCCACCUCCUGCCGCCCCAGGCCGCGGCGGCCCCGCCGCCGGCGCCGCCCGUCAUGGCCCCUCCGCCCCCGCGCCCCAUCAUGGCCCCUCCGCCUCCGCCUCCGCUGUCCGCCAUCCCGUCGCGGCUCCACCGCAUCCGGCCGCCGCCGCUGGCCCCGCCCCGCCCGGCGGCCAUCCUGCCGUCGCCGGCCCAGCCGACGCUCUUCCCUCUCCCGGCGCUCCCUUCGGUCUGCAUGUCGGCGGAGUCCCCCAUCUCGGCCUACAUGCGCCGGCACCGCGGGAUGCCGUCGCCGAUCCUCGUGCCCACAUCGCCGCUCGGGUUCGGGUGCCUCCACUCGCCACGGGCGCCGACGUCUCCCGGCGUGGCCAUGCCGGCCACCAGCCCCCGCGUCCGCGACCCGUGACCAAGAAACAACAUCUGCCGCCGCCGCAGCUGCUUCCGAUGUGUAGAUAUGGCCGGCCUAGGAGGGAGAUCUGGGUGAUAGACUUACUGGAUCGACUAGGAGUAGAUCAGUGGGAUAUUGUCUGUAUUCAGGUGUUCACCUUAGCGUUCCGGCCAUUGCUGGUUCGUCGAUGGAGGACUGCGCACGGGCAGCGACGGUCGGUGAAGAGGUCGACGGUGAAGUGCAUGAGUGGCAGCGGUGGAGCUUCCUAUCGCUUCAGUGCCUCCCUCUGGAUCGAAUAGGGUUAGGAGUGGGGAACAGUGGCGGUGACGAACCUCGUACCCCGUGCCCCUGGUCCCCACCUCCUCUUUAUAGCACUGCACGACAGGGGCCCACCAGCCUUGCUUGGGCUGGACGCCCCCGAUCAGGGCGUGGGUCAAGGGCCCAAUGAGCCGUUGGGCCCAUUAGUGGAGAGAUCAACCUAACAUUCUCCCCCUUGAUCUCAUCAUUAUACUUUUAACUUUAUACUUUGAAAUAACUCUUUUCAAAGUACUCGUUCCAUUACAGAUUUGCAUGUAGAGCAUGUCUCACCAUCACGGUUCAUUCCCGAUAGAAUCAACACCUACAACACACUCCUCUGUUUUGAAACAGAUUAUUUAACCUUGGGCCCUUUUAUUGUUCGGAAAUCUUAGACUAUACCAUAAAACCCAUGUCGACUGAGUGUUCUCCGAACACACUGGGCGGCAAGCCUUUAAUAAGCAGAUCUGCAAACACUUGUCUGUUGCUUUUAUGCUUCAAGCAUUUCUACAUGAUUCCGGACUUUCUCCUUUACAACGCAUAACUCUAUGUCAGUGUGUUUGGCAUCAACACUUGACUCGUUGUCAUAGGAGCGAAAAACUUAAAAUGGUUAUCGCUGUUGUCAACCAUUAUCAAUUCCGGUUACUUGUUUCUUUAACCUUUUUGCCUGUCCCUCAGCCUCAUAUCAUGUUGUACAUUAUCUUUACAUCAUAUUAAUGAUAAUUGAUUCAUUCUUUAGAGUUUUUCCACACAAAAACUCCAAGUGUGAAAGACAACGACAAUUAUGGAUUUCGCUGUAUAUUUCACGAGUCCUGUCUUUGUACUCACAAUCUUUUGAGAGCACUUAUUUCUUUCAGCAUGAGGCCGAUAUCCUUGACUCCAUUCCAGUGAUCUAUAUCUGGACUGGACAUUAUCAAAACAACCCGGUUACGUGAACUGUGUCAAGGUAAUGUUAUACUUUUGCAUUCAUUAAGCUUCCAACAGCUGAAGCAUAUGGUACCAUAUUCAUUUGGUCUAUUUCAUAUUGACUUUUGGAACACUAAAGUUCCCAAAAUCAUUACCCUUUAAUAUAAGAACAGGCGUAGGUUUUAUACUUUAGAAACUUUCCUUAGCAUGCCCAUGCGACACACCUAAUACCCCUUUUAUUCUUUUCUCGGUGAAUCUCGAUCCUUAUAAUGAGAGACAUUCUUUUAAACUUUGAGGACAAGAACUUCUUUUCCUCCUGCAGUCGAAUUAACAUCACUACUAACAAGCAGAAUGUUAUCCGCAUGUACAAGAUAUAGGAAAUGAAAUUCCCAUUCUAUAACUUUAUACAAACACAAUUGUCCUCUCAUUUUCUUUAACCCAAAACA
Messenger RNA from Triticum aestivum (bread wheat), 2093 nucleotides. RefSeq names its product pollen-specific leucine-rich repeat extensin-like protein 3. The record is from RefSeq and is a predicted model, not a curated record. Lineage: Eukaryota; Viridiplantae; Streptophyta; Magnoliopsida; Poales; Poaceae. The transcript has 2 exons. The coding region runs from base 1 to 465 and encodes 154 amino acids.